Molecule: messenger RNA, 1731 nt
Organism: Marasmius oreades (fairy-ring Marasmius)
Lineage: Eukaryota; Fungi; Basidiomycota; Agaricomycetes; Agaricales; Marasmiaceae
Exons: 7
Coding region: 29-1216 (395 amino acids)
Biological process (GO): DNA repair
Cellular component (GO): nucleus
Source: RefSeq, a predicted model, not a curated record
CACACUUCUUUUCACUCACGCGUCCACGAUGGCCCCUCGUGUUUCAACUCGCAGCCAAAGAGCAUCAAAGGGGUUUUCAAGAUCUCAACCUCAACCAAGUCAAAGUCAAAGGAACGCGGUAGCUCGACGUAGAAUAGAAUCCGAUGAGGAAGAGGACGAACCUCAGACUCAGGACGAUGGAUAUAACGGCAUGAUUGACGUCGACGACGAUGAAGGCCCAGGAGAUGAAAUAUCGAGAAAGGCAAAUCAGCUAGUUAGGUUGGCUUUGUUCACGGAACACAGGAAGGUUCCGUUACGCCGAGAUGACAUCACGAAAAAAGUCCUCGGCACGAGUUCACGUAUUUUUAAUCGCGUUUUCGAUAGCGCAAAUGGGAUACUCAAAAAGACCUUCGGGCUGGAACUCGCAGAACUCCCCUCAAAAGCUUCACUGGAUGAGGAGGCUGGACCGAACUUAGAAGACGAGGAUUUGGAGGAAGCAAAGAAAGCUGUCGGUAGAAAGAAGAAGGCCGUCGUUACUGGUUCAAAAACCUAUAUUCUCAGAUCGAUACUCCACCCGGGCCUUAUUGAGUAUGCCGCGCUCAUGCACGAUAAAAUACUCGAGGAAGAAAUCGCCGAUCUGCCCGAUGAUUCCGAUGAUGACAGUCACGGAAUUCAAACUUAUGGGACCAUCCUAUCUUACAGCACUUCCGACCAACUGGAGUCCGUCGGUGUGACUUAUGUGAUUCUUUCUCUUAUACUGAUCUGUGGUAGAGUGAUAAGUGAUGGUGACCUUCGAAAACAACUCAAACGGCUCCACCUCGCCAACAAUAGCGAAAUAAGACUCACUUCCCUCUCAGUCCAACGAACAAUUCCUCUCGACCGGUUCCUCGAUAGUCUUAUCAAACAAGGUUAUAUCGACCAGCGUGCAAUUGGAGAGAAGAAAAAAGGGCCAGGGAAACGUGCACGGGCUACGCAAGGCAAUGACGAGUCUGGGAUUCAAUACGAAUGGCGUUGGGGACCUCGAGCCCAUUCAGAAGUGGGUGAAAAGGCUAUUGCACAAUUCGUAGCCGAAUUUAUGGUGUCGGAGGAGCAACAAGAAGACGAGGAUGCAGAAGAGGGUCAAGGGAGCAGUAGGGGAGGCACACAAAGGAGGCGAGAGAAUGCUAUGAGUAAACUGGAGAAGAUGAUGCAAGGGAUAGAAAAGGUAGUGGGAGGCAACCUCUUGAACCUCAAAUAAUGAAUCGUACGACUCUUGUGCUAAGGCCAUAUUUUUAUUCGCGACAAUUUUUUGAUUUUAGUUCUGUGGUUUUACUUACAUCCCGUCCUUGCUAUCUAGCCUGUCGAUGUCACGGCUUCAAGCUUGUACACCCUAGGCUCGUUUAUGACAUGCGGUCCUUCCUCUCUAGGUAUUCCACCCGAACGACCCCGACGACCAUUCAUUAUCUCGAUAACUUUUCCUUAACCCUUAUCGGUCUAUUGGCUUGGGCCGUGAAUGACGGUGGACCGAUACGGAAGUGGAAGCAACCCGGACAGUCAAUCAAUGAUAAAGUCGGGUGUUUUGGAUUACUUCAGUCUUAUUAGGUGCUUGCAGUGGAACGCUGGGUCAGAGCGAUUGUACACGAUGUGCGAAUCGACCAUGUAACUCCGUGCUGGACAGUCGUUCUGAAGCUUUUAACCGCUAGUGGUACCUACGUAUACACUUCCUCGAAUGUUUGUCACGCGAGUAAAAUUCAUCUCGAUUUCCAACAGAGC